Molecule: messenger RNA, 1916 nt
Organism: Microcebus murinus (gray mouse lemur)
Lineage: Eukaryota; Metazoa; Chordata; Mammalia; Primates; Cheirogaleidae
Source: RefSeq, a predicted model, not a curated record
GUCCCCAGGGCUCCCCGCGGGGACGCUUCCUCGUCCCCAAGGCGCCUUUCCGGCCCCUGUGACAGAGUUCCCCACGGGUCCCCAGGACCCCCGGCCGCGGGUCCUUCCCGCCCUACUCCGCGUUAGGCGCCGGCCGGGCCAGGCUGACCGUCCCUCGGUCUGGAAGUUACAGCCCAACCGAAUGCACCACCGCGUCCCUGCUUGAGUCCUGCCCUGAGGGAAGCCCUGGCCAGUGCGGCAGCAAGGCUGUCCCACCGAGGUGUCCCUCGUUCCGGCCCCGUGCCUCCUCCCCUCUGCGGUGCAGCAUCCCCAAAAGCCUGGGCGGGCGCCCCCGCGCCCUGCGUCCCCGCGUCCUGCGGUCCCCGCACCCUAUGUCCCUGCGUCCUGCGUCCCCGCGUCCUGCGGUCCCCGCACCCUAUGUCCCUGCGUCUCCGCGCCCUGCGGUUCCCGCACCCUGUCCCUGCGUCCUGCGUCCCCGCGUCCUGCGGUCCUCGCACCCUAUGUCCCUGCGUCCCCGCGCCUGGCGUCCCUGCACCCUGCGUCCCCGCGUCCUGCGGUCCCCGCACCCUAUGUCCUUGCGUCCUGCGUCUCCGAGUCCUGCGGUCUCCGCACCCUGUGCCCCCCACCCAGCCGUGCAGACCCCGGUCACAUUUCUGCGCGCGAGCCGGCCGGGCGGCGCUCGCUGUAGGCGCAGGUGGUCAUGGUCGAGGCGCCCGCCUCUCGUGUCUGGGCCCUGCCCUCUGGCUUCAGCCCUGCCCACUCCUCCGCCUGCCCGCUCAGCCCCGCCUGGCCACGCCUGGGGACCAGUGUUUGCAGGGCUCGGGAAGGACUCUCCAAGGGAACCUGGCAACCGCUCCCGCCCCGCAGCCCGGCGACAACCGAGGCAGCCCCGCCGCUUGCUGGACUCUGCAGCCUGGGAGCGGCCUCUUCUGCGGGCUCUCGGGGGCCACUGAGGCUGGUUUCCAGGAGGGUUGUGACAUGCUGGACUCGUCUGUGGCGGAACAAAUGACCCGACUGACGCUGAGACUCUUGGGACAGAAGCUGGAGCAGGAACGAGAGAACGUGGAUGGGGACUCUGAGGGCCCCCACCUCCUGCCAGGAGAGCAGGACGGGCCGGAGGACGCCCUGCGCAGAGCUCUGAGGAGGAGGAAGGACCUUCUGCAGAGGCUCCGGGAGCAGCACCUCCUGGAUGAGCUCGCCCAGGCCCACUCCUGGAGGGAGCUGCACGGAGGAGCCCGAGGGCCAGCUCUGCCCCCAGAGGUGCCCCACGCCUACCCCGUCGUCACCUCCCCACCUCCACUGGCCCCAGAGCCACCUCGGAUCAUCCAGCACCCGGUCCCACAGCCUCCGGCCACCAUCAUUCAUCAGUUGCCUCAGCAGCCGCUCAUAGCACAGAUUCCUCCUCCCCAGGCCUUCCCUACUCCAAGGUCAGGAACCUUUAAGGAAGACAUGGUGGACCUGCUGCUGCUGCAGAGCGCCCAGGCGCACCAGAUCCUGACGCACAGCCUCCUGCUGCAGGCCCUGCCCCGCCCCGCCCCCCAGGCAGGCGCGCCGCAGGCUCCGACCAGGGGACCUGGGAAUUUCUGCGCCGCGAGGCCGAGGCCGCCCGCCGCGCCCCGACAGCACCGACUCCGGCACCGGCACCGGCACCAGCACCGCCACGCCUGAGCGCGUGGGAGGCAAGAUGUUGCCACUGUUCAGCCACUCGCUGGAGUCCGGUCCCCUCUGGCGAGCUCCUGCGGGGGGGACAACUGAUCCCACCUGGACUGACAGGUCUGAGCUCUGCCUGAACCCGGCGGAGCUGCAGUGCUGACCUCUGCCUCUCUCAGAACCAUCUUUCUGUGCACUCUUGGAUGUGAUUCCAGAGACCGUGAUGCUCUUGUUACAAAAGCAUGAAUUAAAGGUCUGACACCAUA